Helianthus annuus (common sunflower) is the source of this 1636-nucleotide messenger RNA. Its product is annotated as dihydropyrimidine dehydrogenase (NADP(+)), chloroplastic. Bases 182 to 1450 code for a protein of 422 amino acids. Gene Ontology annotation, molecular function: uracil binding; iron-sulfur cluster binding; NADP binding. The transcript is spliced from 7 exons. Gene Ontology annotation, cellular component: cytoplasm. Lineage: Eukaryota; Viridiplantae; Streptophyta; Magnoliopsida; Asterales; Asteraceae. The record is from RefSeq and is a predicted model, not a curated record. Gene Ontology annotation, biological process: thymine catabolic process; uracil catabolic process.
AGCACAUGGAAAAAUCAGUUUCCAUAAGAAGCACGUAACUAAUGUUGUAUGCCAGCGCAUAAUCUAAUGCAAAUCCUCCCAAAAAUGCCUACUUUUCUCCGAUCCCCAUUAUUAUUAAUAUAACCAUUUUACUCAGAUUCCCAGAUAUUCAAUUUCAUCAUCUUCCCCUCUUUUCAAUCUCAUGGCUUCUUCAAUCGGGUUGACCCACUUCACUUCCUCCGGCGUCUCUUUCCCGGCCACUCGCCGCCGUUGGAAUGGCGGAUCCAGAGUGGGUACUUUGAGGGUGUUUGCUUCUGAAACGAAGCAACAAGAGCCCGAUCUGAGUGUCAACGUGAAUGGGCUGCAUAUGCCCAAUCCCUUUGUAAUCGGGUCGGGUCCACCCGGGACCAACUAUAAAGUCAUGAAGAAGGCUUUUGAUGAAGGCUGGGGUGCUGUUAUAGCUAAAACGGUGUCACUAGAUGCUGCAAAAGUUAUUAAUGUGACCCCUAGAUAUGCGCGAUUAAGAGCAGGAGCAAACGGCUCAGCCAAAGGGCAGAUCAUUGGUUGGGAAAACAUUGAACUUAUAAGUGAUCGACCAUUAGAAACGAUGUUAAACGAAUUCAAACAAUUAAAAGAAGAAUAUCCUGAUAGGAUACUUAUUGCAUCAAUUAUGGAAGAGUACAACAAAGCGGCAUGGGAAGAACUUAUUGACCGUGUGGAGCAAACAGGAAUUGAUGCUAUAGAAGCAAAUUUCUCUUGUCCUCAUGGUAUGCCCGAAAGAAAAAUGGGUGCUGCAGUUGGGCAGGACUGUGCUUUGCUGGAAGAGGUUUGCGGUUGGAUUAAUGCAAAAGCUACGGUUCCCGUUUGGGCAAAAAUGACUCCAAAUAUCACAGAUAUCACUCAGCCAGCUAGAGCUUCGUUGAGAUCCGGAUGUGAGGGGGUAGCUGCAAUUAAUACAAUCAUGAGUGUUAUGGGCAUUAAUUUGAAGACAUUACAUCCUGAGCCUUGUGUUGAGGGAUAUUCAACCCCGGGAGGGUAUUCUUCAAAGGCUGUGCAUCCUAUUGCACUUGGAAAAGUAAUGAGCAUUGCACAGAUGAUGAAGAAAGAAUUUAAAGAUGGCGAUUAUUCUCUUUCUGGGAUUGGAGGUGUCGAGACAGGUGCCGAUGCCGCUGAAUUUAUUCUUCUUGGUGCAAAUACUGUUCAGGUCUGCACCGGGGUGAUGAUGUAUGGAUAUGAUCUGGUUUCAAAGCUCUGCUCGGAGCUCAAAGACUUCAUGAGAACUCACAACUUUUCAACCAUAGAAGAAUUUAGAGGGGCAUCACUUCAAUACUUCACAACACACACAGAACUCGUGAGAAUACAACAAGAAGCGAUUAGGGAACGAAGGGCGAUUAAGAAAGGAUUGCAAUCUGAUAAAGACUGGACUGGAGAUGGAUUUGUGAAAGAAAGUGAAAGUAUGGUUUCUAAUUGAUUCAAAAAAUUUAAAUAAAUUACCAACAAAAAAAAAUGUGUUUGUUUUAUUUAAGAUGUUGAUCAUGGUAUGGUAGUUUUCUGUUAAUUGAAUAUCUUGCAACAUUUUCUUUUCUGGGCAGACUUUCUGUAAAUUUUUAAUAUUCAGUCGUUAUAAAUAAAGUGUUCAUGUUCGUAUGAGGGUUAA